Neurospora crassa OR74A is the source of this 387-nucleotide messenger RNA. RefSeq lists its product as hypothetical. The transcript has a single exon. Bases 1 to 387 code for a protein of 128 amino acids. Lineage: Eukaryota; Fungi; Ascomycota; Sordariomycetes; Sordariales; Sordariaceae. The record is from RefSeq and is a predicted model, not a curated record.
AUGUUCGGCCGCCGUCGUGCCCCCGCUCCCAUGACCAGCACCAGAACCACCCGUCCCAUGGGCUCCGGCCUCUUCGGCCGCCGUCGCGCUCACCACACCACACCCAUGACGACAACCACACACACCACCCACACCACCCGCCGCCGCGGUUACGGCCGCAAGAGGCACCACGGACAAGGAAUGGUUGCCCCCGCUGCUGCUGCUACCACCAUGGGCACCACAGCCGCCGUUCAUCACCACCAGAAGCGCAAGACGAGCCUCGGUGAUAAGAUCAGCGGGGCGCUGAUGAAGAUCAAGGGGAGCAUUACGGGACGGCCGGGACAGAAGGCUGCGGGGACAAGGAGGAUGCGGGGGACGGAUGGACGGGGGAGGAGGAGACAUUAUUAA